Bemisia tabaci is the source of this 3732-nucleotide messenger RNA. Lineage: Eukaryota; Metazoa; Arthropoda; Insecta; Hemiptera; Aleyrodidae. The record is from RefSeq and is a predicted model, not a curated record.
GUUGUGAAGCGGUGCAAUGCUGAAGCACGUGCAGUUGAGCCCGCAUCGGACGCGGGCUUGCGACACUCUCUCUCUCUCAUCGACCUCCUCCUACUCCUCGCUCAGCCCGGAGCCCCUCUCCAGCCGCGCCUCAAGUUGCUCCAGUCUCAGCGACUCCGAACCCACGACGAUAAUCAAAGUCUACGCACGGUGUCUGAGGCCGGAUAUCGAGUACAAAACGCUGAGCAUCACCUACCAAACGACAUGCAGGGACAUCAUCAAGAUGCUCCUCAACAAAUACAGGAUGCGGCACCGGGACCCCAAUCUGUUUUUUCUCACCAUGGAAGUCACCGUUCGAAAAGUUGGUUUAAGGACAGUUCUUGUGUUGGACGAUGAAGCCAGACCUGCUGUGCUUGAGUCAUGUCACCCUCGCGGCGAGUCCAGGUUUGCCCUCCAGACCAGAAGAGGUGGACUAGUCAAAGUUUUCGAUAGCGCUAUCAUGCAAGGGUCUCAGUACAAAAGUUUGCUCAUUUCCGAGAGGACAACCGUAGAUGAACUGAUUCAGAUCCUCCUGUCGUGUUAUGGUAGCAAAGAACAAGUCGAGCAAUUUUCUCUUUACGAGGUUUGUAAAAACCAAGAAUAUCAGAGGAAACUUCAUCCCGAUGACAGGCCGUUGAUGGUUCAAAUGUGCUGGAGUCCACCCCAUGAAUUUCAUUUCCUCAUACGCAGGAAUCUUGACUUCAGACCAAGAUCACCAAAGAUUGUGUGGGCUGCUGAUCUUGCAUCUUUACCGUGCUCAUCUCGUCAAAGCAUAUCUGUUCAAGACGGUGACAAUGUUCUGGCUGAUUUUGACAACUAUUUUUAUAUUUAAGAACUCUUAUUUACCAAAUUAUGUUACUCAUUCGACUGAACCUUUAGGCUUAUAAGCAGCCUUCUUUAGGUGGUGUUCCUGAUCAAAAACUCAUCUCCUCCAAGUCUCGUUUGUAUUUGGUUUGAUUUCAAUUUCACCCAUUUAGUUAAUGUUCUAAAUUUAGAGAAUCAAUUAGAACCCCAUAUCUUUAUAAUAUUUCUGUAAAACAGCAACAUGCAUCAUAAAAACCUACUGUAUCUUUCAUCUUUUUGAGAAAUUUAGACGAAAAUUCGUCUCAUGCAGGUUCUUUGCCUUUUUAAAUGUUAAUAUCCGAAUCCAUCAUGCCUGUGCAAAAGCAAUAUGAGUUUGCACCACAUUUUUAGAAUAAUCAAACUUACAAAGGUUUUUCAUGAUGUCUCGGAAGAAUGCCAAGAGCACCAAAAAUAAUUUUGUAUUGUUAGAGUGGGUUGAUUUCUGAAUUUAUCAGUCUCAGAGGCUCACAAAAUGUUUAUGGAGAGAUGCUCCUUUUUCAAAAUUGAGAUCACAGGUUUGAUGUCCUCACAAUAUUGGAAAAAAAGGUAGCUAUAGUUCAAAAUGUAUUGAAAAAACAUAGAUUUUAGAACUAGAAUAGCAAAUCUGUCAGAUAUGCAACUCUUUAACCAGAAUUCUUCAACCAGCUCCAAUGUACACCAUUCCCUUUUCAAACUGUUUCACUAGUUGUUAGCUUGUUCCUUCUGUAUUGAACCACGUAUAAAUUCUUUAUGUUAGUAAAGGGUAUACUAUAGUCAGUAAAUUUUCUCUACAGUAGUGCAGCUCCGUGUAACUGGAGCUCAUAACAUUCUAAUUUUGAUCAGUACAGACCUGUCAUUGUUUAAAUACCGAGUUAGAAUGUAAUGUUGUCGUAAUGUUUUCUCUUGUAACAAUUUACUUGUUCUAGUCGUAGGUUUAUGUUAAGACAAAUUUCAUAAAACAAGUUUCUCAUCCAUGGAAUUUAAUAUGCCAGUCAGUUUUUAUAAUUUAGUGUAGAAGAUGCGAUUUCCAUUGAAUGAGCUUAAAUCAGGAAAUAUAAAUAUUUAUAUCGUAACUAGUAACAAAAUGAAAUGAAAAAAUUCUACUUAAAAGUACUCUGAGGGUGCCUCUAAAUUUUUUUAUUCUUUUUUGGUCUGAGAAAAAAUUGAAAGCAAAUGACAAGCUUGGAGUAAAAUCACUCAGCAGUGACAUAUAUUUUUCUGUUCACAAAUUUCCUUCAAAUGCCCCUGCUGCAACUUCAUUCACGUGUAAGGCUGAUUGCAGCCGUAUCUUUUGAAGGCAGUCAGCACUCUAAGUUCCAUGAGAUUGAUUUGAUGUUACCUAUCGAAGUACAGCUAUUAGUUUCUCUCUGUAUUUUUCAUUAUGGACCUUAAUUUAAAAAAAAAAAUUAUCCAUAGAUAACAGUGUGAUGAUUUAAUUUGAAGGCACUUUGAAAAAUUAGUACCACAAUUACUCCCAGAAUUACUACCGGAAUAUACCCAUUUUUGUUCACUAUGGAUUUAUUCAUCUGUCAAUGCUAUAGGACUCACAAAAACGCAACUAUUUAGAGUUCUUCAAGAGGAACUACAAAUUAGCAUAACAAUCAUAUAAUGUUUGAAAGCACUUUCAUAAUUUAUAGCAUGUGGCAUGUCAUCUCUGUGCAUUAAUCACAUAUGGGAUCUUUCAUAAAUUACGUAACGUUCUUGGGGUUAUGGGGGAGGGGGGGGUGUUAUGUCACAAGAACGCUGGGGAGGAAAGGUAAAAAAUGCCAAAAAAGGUCGUUACGUAAUUUAUGAACGCUCCCUAUGAUGAAUUUUUCAGCAGAAGUUGUCUUUUCUCUAAAUUAGUCCUGGCUGGCUUUGCUUGUUACCAAUUACCGUAUAAUUUUCUGAGAGAGAAGUUUAGAUUUAAGGCUACUUUAAGUAAUUUUAAGAGCAUAUUUCACUUAAAAUUGGCAUUUUUAUUUCUGUCCAUGUCAGCUCCUAAUUUUCCCCCAAACUUUUACUGCUUGCUAGUCCUUUGUAAUUAUUUGGCUUUCAGGUAAUUUGAACUGCCUGAUAGGAAUUUUUAUUAUUUAUAUGGGGAUUAAGUUUUUUUGCUCUCGGCACUGAUAUGAAAUUUUCAUAUUUCAACAAUUACGGUUUCACAGGAGAACGUAUUUCUCAGGGUAGACAACAUAUCGAAUGUAAAAUUUCGCAAUAACGCAUCUCAUUUGCGGUGUCUGAAAGUCUUCGCUCCUAUUUUAUUUUUUUAAAGGAGAACAAAUCGACAUCAUCCCUUGAAAUUUUCGAAGAAUUUUCUUCGCCUAAAGAGAAGAAAAAUCACCGCAGUUUGAAGAAUUCCCGUCGAGUAGUUUUCCAUUUAAAAAAUCAAGUAUGGCAGGAAGUCUGCAACGUUGCAAACCGAGAUACGUGAUUGCGCUCUUUCACAGUCGAUAUGCUGGGUCAUUCAGUCCAAUGAAAGGUUUGCGAUGUACAAACUAAAACACUUUCAAGCUUUCAGCAGAUGAGAAAACUGUAUUGGUUCCUGAAUCUUUUUUUCCUCCCAUUAUUUUAAGAGCCAAACAUUUUGAAAUCGCCGUUAUUUUCCUUAUUAGACUUAGACCUCAUCGUCAGUUUCCUUGUUUUGUAAGCAAAUAUUUUUGCAAAGAAUAUUCUAAUCAUCUUAGUGUUGUAGCCUGUUAGUUACAAUAAUGAUUAUUGUAAAGUAUCUUUAGAGUAUACCAAAGACGUUACUUUAAAUGUAAGUAGUUGUACAUACAGUUUUUGUUGAUGCACCCAUACUUUUUUGUCUUUUUCUCCUCAAUACCUAAAUGUUUAUUUAACAAGAGAUGUUUUUUAUUGUUUUUAUAAUUUUUGAAGCUUUUGAAUAAAUGAUGUUUGUGCAAAAGUAAA